Aspergillus heteromorphus CBS 117.55 is the source of this 918-nucleotide messenger RNA. RefSeq lists its product as uncharacterized. NCBI's taxonomy places the organism in Eukaryota, Fungi, Ascomycota, Eurotiomycetes, Eurotiales, Aspergillaceae. The coding region runs from base 1 to 918 and encodes 305 amino acids. The record is from RefSeq and is a predicted model, not a curated record. The transcript has 3 exons.
AUGCAGCUCCCGAGGCCGUCGUUCAACCCCGGGCGGACGAAAAACCUCAUCCAUGGCCUUCAGGCCUUCAUAAUCUUCCUGGCGUGGGCCCUGACCAUCGCCGUCUUCACGAGGGGCGAUGGUAUUGAUGGGCGCUCGGCCUGGUACUGGGCUCUGUGCUGGUUCAGUGUCCCCGGUUUGAUCUACCUCGUGGCCGUGCCGAUGUGGCCGCGCGCACGACGCUUCGGAAACGUUUACGCCUUCGCGACCAUCGACUGUCUGUACGCCAUCCUGUGGUUCACGGCGUGGGUUUGCGUGGCCAGCUAUGUGGCCGAGGGAAAGAGCAAGGGUAAGAGCUCGAGCACCACCUCUAGCUCCAGCACCAGCACCUCCACCAGCAAGUCCAGCAGGAGCACUUCCACCAGCACCAGCAAGAGUGGGUGCGAUAACUGGGCCUACGGAGACGCCAGUAAAUGCAAGAUCAGCACGGCGACGGUGAUCAUGGGCGUGGUUAUCUUUCUGCUCUUCAUCGUAACCGCCUUCAUGUCCUUCCGCAAUGUGGCGCACUUCCGCCGCACCGGCACCCUGCCCGAUGCGGUCUCGGAUCCCACGUUCGCGGCGCAGUCGAAGGCGGCGUUCUCCUCGAAUCCGGCGCACGACUUUGAGGAGGAGGAAGAUGACUUCCGGUCGCGGGCCGGAAUCGGGACCUCGGUGCGCGGCGACCGCGACGAGGACUACGCUCUGCUGCAGCAGAGCGAGGUGGACGAGUUCGGGAACUCGCAUGCUGCGCGGUCUGCGCUGUCGGGGGCAUACGACCCGACAGUGUCCGCAGGGGCGAGUGUGCUGCACGACUACAGCACCAGCUACGGCGGCGCCCACGGGCAACACUACGGCACGCCGUCGGAAUUCGGGACGAAUGUGAGUGGCUACGGGCGCUGA